This is a messenger RNA of Rotaria socialis, 411 nucleotides long. NCBI's taxonomy places the organism in Eukaryota, Metazoa, Rotifera, Eurotatoria, Philodinida, Philodinidae. The record is from the annotation of a GenBank genome assembly.
AUGAAUAAUGAUCCUCAAGAACCACCACCGCCGUAUAUGGAAGUAGAAAAUAAAAAUGUUCCGAUGGUGGGAGGCCAUCCUUAUAGUUUACCUCAACAAGGUCCAACCGGUGAUAUAAGAUAUGUAACAGGUAAUCCACCUAUGGGAACUUAUUACACAGUGCAAGCUGUUCCAAUAGGAAUAUUCAGUAGAAAUCCAGUGCAAUGCACUUGUUCUCAUUGCGGCUCAAUUAUUGUUACACGCAUUGAAGAAACAAGUGGUCUAUUAGCAUGGCUUAUAUGUGCCUUAUUGGUUAUAUUCGGUUGUUGGCUUGGUUGCUGUCUUAUACCAUUUUGUGUAUCAGACUUUCAAAAUAUUAAACAUUAUUGCCCAAAUUGUAAGGCUUUUCUUGCUGAAUAUCGUCCUUUAUAA